Molecule: messenger RNA, 7899 nt
Organism: Penicillium cosmopolitanum
Lineage: Eukaryota; Fungi; Ascomycota; Eurotiomycetes; Eurotiales; Aspergillaceae
Product: putative translational activator
Exons: 7
Coding region: 1-7899 (2632 amino acids)
Biological process (GO): cellular response to amino acid starvation; regulation of translation
Cellular component (GO): cytosol
Molecular function (GO): protein kinase regulator activity
Source: RefSeq, a predicted model, not a curated record
AUGGAUCCAAUUCCAUGGGAUCAGGUCAAGACUGGGGACCUGGAUGUCUUGCGGGUCGCACUCUUCUCGAGUUCGACCUCGCGCAGGCUCCGGGCCCUUCAAGAACUUCGCGACAAGGGGACCGAUAUACCUGAGGAAUUCCACCAAGAUCUCCUCGCCCUACUCUUCCAAACCUAUCCCCUCUACAUUGAUCGACCAUCCCGACAUGGAGUUCAACAAUGCAUCCGCACUCUUCUCCGAACCCCGAAUGCCGCGGAAUCCGUCAAAUACCUCACUCAGCAAUUAAAGGUGGAGGCCGUCAAGCCCGGUCUGGCCUCAUCCUCCGCAUUUGUUCUGCUGGAAUGGUGCUCCAUUCUCUUGCAGCAAGUGAGCGAGGAUCAGGCCACGCCGUUAUCGAUUGUGCUGGAUCUGAUCAUUGUGGAUGCCAAGGCGCUGGAGAAUUGCUUUGCGCACACACCCAAGCUCCCAGUGAAGCAAUCGGCUCUCCGGGUCACCAGACGUGCUCUCCGGGCAGUAUUCUCGUCCCCGGCCUUUGGUGAAGAGGCCAUCCGCCAGUCGGCGUCAUCUCUGGGGUAUGCGCACGUCUCUCCCGCCAGGAAACCUGUCUUGGAGGAGUCCAAGAAGGCCAUUCUGGAUUACUAUGUCAAGGAGAUCCUCAGCUCAAAAACUGUGGUGCCCGCCCACGUCGCCGAGGGAAUGUCAGAUUUCUUUACCUCGUUUGUGACAUCCGAGGAUGUGGUCACCGAAUUGGUGCCUCCAAUGGAGAAAUCUAUGCUGCGAGCACCAGAGGUGGUUUUGACUGGUGUCAUUGCACCUUGGUGUACUGCUCUGCCGGAGGAGAUUGACCUCUCCGAGGUGGUUCAGGCUCGCCUUUCAAAACACCUUCUAGCCAGUAUGAAGUCGAAUAACCCGGCCAUCCGACAAGGGGCCGCUGACUCCUUCGCAUCUUUGCUUUCACGAUGCAAGAACGACGCCCUGGUCCUAAAGAUCUCGAGUGAAAUCGUCGGUCCUUUGAAAUCGCAAAAGCUCGCCGCCCCUGAGCACCGAGUUGCGUACGCUCAAACGGUUGGCGCAAUCCCAUUCUCGGUUGAUGUCUCGAGAGAGAUUGUUCAUGGCUUCGGCCCGCUCUUCAGCAGAGAGUCAAACGAAACUGCGCUUGAGGAGGAACUCAAGGCUUUCAGCAAGCACCUCGUUUUCCUGAUUCAAUCAACGGUCAAGGUCAGCGAUGACAUUAUUAAUGCUAUGGUUAAAGGUAUCUCCGACAAGCGAAUCCCCUUUAGAAAGCUUUGGCAGCUUAAUAUCGGUGAGGUGCUCUGGAAGGCCGAUGUCUCCUCCCUGAAGAGCUCCGAGGUCGAGCAGCUCGUCUUCAAAUUGCUCGCAAAGAUGAAGGACCUGUUCAGCGAGGUCGCCUCUAACCCCCUACCCUCGGCCCAGAGCGGUGCACUGUCAUCGGCAUAUAUCUUCUUGGCUCUCUUCCACCGAAUUUCAGAAAUCGAAGGAUCAGAAAAGUCCACUUGGGAAGAAAAGGUUUCACAGGCCAUGACCAUGGGAUCAAAACCUUCAUUCCUUCUCAACCCGAAGGCCUAUUCGAAGGUGACAACACAGGCAGAGAUGCAAUGGCUCGUCCGGUCUCUGGCUGCUGUUGCCUCAAGCCCCAAGUUCACUGAUUCUGAAGAUGCGGCCAAGACUGCCUGGGGACAGACCUUUAUUUUCGCCAUCACCGUCCCAACGAUGCCCACAAACCUCCGUGACAAUGCGGUGGAAACAUUGUCCAGUGUUCAUGUGAAGGAUGUGGCAUCCAUCGGGCGCGUUGUAGUCGACGCAAUCUGGGCUUGGAUCCUCUCUUCGCGUCUCCAGGAGAAGGAAUCCGCCGCUGUUUUUGCUGGUCCUGGCAGUGAGCGUCAGCUCCACCAAGUUUUGAAGGCCUUGUGUCCCGCGUCGGCUAUCAAGGAUGGCUUGGAGAAUGUUUCUGAUCUCGAGAACCAGCUGAUCAAGAUGCUGAUUCUCAGUCGGCCAGAGAUGGUACCAAAUGCCUCCUGGAUUGGUCUAUGCCUCAAGACAGGUAUUGAUCCCGGAGACUUGGUUCGUAGCCACCAGACAGAGUGCAUCGAGCAAUUAGUCCAUGUCAACGCCGACCCCGUUCAGUCAAUCGUGCCUGAUGUGAAUCCUGCUGUUUGGGGUGCUGCGGCUGACCUGGCCUUUGUGGCCCCGGAGGUCAUGAUUCCUCGUCUCGUUGGUCAAAUUCAAGAAGAUCUGAACGGUGAUCGCCUUUCCAAGUUCACCGCGACAGAUGCCGCCAUUGCUCGUACCCCCGAGGGAACUGCCUUUAUCGAUGUUCUGAGCAGCAAGUCCAAGCAGCCUGCCUUCGACAAAAAUACCAAAGACUAUGACACUCUCAAAUGGGAAGAGGAGCUUCGGGCACAGCUCGCGGAGAAGAAUGGUCAGAAGCAAAAGAAGCUUACCCCCGAGGAGCAAUCUAAGGUCAAGGCACAGCUGGCGAAGGAAGCCGGCAUCCGCAAAGAGGUGCUUGAAGAAGUCAAGCGCAUUGAGCGAGGCGCUGGGCUUAUCCACGGCUUGGCAACCGGUCCCGCCAACGAUGCCGAGGGCUGGAUCAACAGUGCUGUCGGAUGCCUUCUUUCUCUUUCCCGCGCUGGAGCUGGCUUGUUCGUCGGUGAUAUUGUUUCUCGAACAUAUGUCACUUGUUCUAAUGAGCUAACAUCGCGCCUGGGCAACCUUCGUUCUUUUGUGGGUGUUGCGACCCUGCGAGCCAUUGGGAAGACCAACCUCCCCCCGUCCAUGGAAUUGGAGAAUUUGGGAGAGCUCGUCACUAGAAUCCUUUACAAGCUGCGAUUUACGUCUGAGCAGCGCCCUCUGGAUAUACCAUCUAUUGCCUACAUCCUGCCUCUUCUUUCUUUGGUUUUGAGCCAAAAUGGAAUCGAGGAAGUCAAGGGAGAACAAGAAGGCGAGCAAGUCCUGCUUGCCCUCGACAUUCUGUCCUUCCACACGAGUGCCUUCGCCGACACUCGUAUGCCCCGAAAUGAAGUUCUUCAGCAGCUGCUUACUGCUAUGCAAAGAUAUACUCAGCACUAUAAACUGAUCAAGGAUAUCUUAUUUAACUUCUGCCGCUGCAUCUCUCCCAACAUCAGCAGCGAAGAAUUGCAGACUCUUCUAGAGGGCACCAUUGUUACCGAUUCAUCAGUUAGAGGCUCCGUUCUCCAGGUUAUCGAGGAUGAGAUCGACUUGACUGACCUUGACUUCUCGGAACACAUCUGGCUUGGCUGCCACGAUCAUGUGGAGGAGAAUGUCGAGAUCGCGGAAACAAUCUGGGAAGAUAAUGCUUUGGAAGUCGACGACUCCUCCUUUGCCAAGAUUAUGAAGUACUUGGAUUCCAAGGAUUCUCAACUCCGGGGUGCGGCUGCCCGUGCUCUGGCUCAUGCCAUUGAAUUCGACAAGGAGAAGUUUGCCAGUAUCGUUUCUGAACUCGAAGCCAAAUACUCCGAUGAUAUCAAACCUAAGGCACCCGAAAAGGAUGCAUAUGGUAUGCCAAAGAAGGUGGAAAACGCGGAUAACUGGGAAAGCCGGAGCGGUAUCGCACUUGCGUUCAAUGCGAUGACCAGCCUCUUCGACGGCGACCAGAUUAUCGAUUUCUUGCAAUUCCUGAUCGAACGAGGCCCACUUAUCGACAAGAACUCCUCCGUUCGUGCCCAGAUGGCAGAGAGUGGUAAAUCGAUCAUCGCCCAGCGAGGCCAGCAAAAGGUUGAGGAUCUCAUGAAGCUCCUCGAAACAGUGCUGGAAACUUCCGACAAGGCUACUCAAACUUCCGAUCUUCUCAACGAGGCGGUUGUUGUUCUCUAUGGAUCAUUGGCAAGACAUUUGAAAGCCGAUGACCCUCGCUUGCAAACAGUCCUCAAGAAGCUUCUUGCGACUCUUCCUACUCCCUCGGAAUCCGUGCAGUCUGCUGUUUCUGAGUGUCUGCCUCCCCUUAUCCGACUAUCGGGACCUAAUACAUCGGAAUACGUCAAGGAAAUGCUUGACCAGCUGCUCAAUGUCAAGAGCUAUGCCACCCAACGUGGUGCCGCGUACGGCCUAGCUGGUAUUGUGAGUGGCAAGGGUAUCUCAACUCUGCGGGAAUUCCGCAUCAUGAGCUUGCUCACGGAUGCACUUGAUGACAAGAAAGAGCCUCACCGGCGCCAGGGUGCCGUCUUGGCAUAUGAACUUCUCGCCACCGUUCUGGCACGUACCUUCGAGCCCUAUGUCAUCCAAAUCGUUCCGCAAUUGCUUGCUGGUUUCGGUGAUAUGAGCAUUGACGUCCGUGACUCUUGUCUGGAUGCUUCGAAGGCUUGCUUCCAAAACCUCAGUUCGUAUGGUGUGAAGAAGAUUCUGCCUACUCUUUUGGACGGCUUGGACGAUACCCAGUGGCGCAGUCAGAAGGGAGCUUGCGAGCUCCUGGGUGCCAUGGCUUAUCUUGAUCCGCAACAAUUGGCCGCUAGUCUACCUGAUAUCAUCCCUCCGCUUACUAUUGUUCUCAAUGAUACCCACAAGGAGGUUCGCAAUGCUGCCAACCGCAGUCUCAAGCGUUUCGGCGAGGUUAUCAGCAACCCCGAGGUCAAGAGCCUGGUCAACGUCCUCCUGAAGGCUCUUAGCGACCCAACCAAGUAUACUGACGAGGCUCUGGAUGCCCUGAUCAAGGUGUCGUUUGUUCACUACUUGGACGCGCCCUCGCUGGCUCUUGUGGUCCGCAUUCUGGAGCGUGGCCUAGGCGAUCGUUCCGCUACCAAGCGCAAGUCUGCCCAGAUCAUUGGCAGCUUGGCGCAUCUUACUGAGCGUAAGGAUCUCACUGCGCAUUUGCCAAUCAUCAUCGCUGGUCUCAACCUGGCCAUUGUCGACCCUGUCCCUACUACCCGGGCCACCGCCUCCAAGGCUAUGGGUUCGCUUAUCGAGAAGCUUGGAGAGGAUGCUCUGCCGGAUCUCAUUCCCAACCUCAUGAACACUCUCAAGUCGGAUACCGGCGCUGGCGACAGACUUGGAUCUGCUCAAGCUCUUGCCGAGGUGCUUGCCGGUCUGGGUACCACCAGACUCGAGGAGACUCUGCCAACUAUCCUGCAAAACGUUUCCAGCUCCAAGGCCGCUGUUCGCGAGGGCUUCAUGACUCUCUUCAUUUUCUUGCCCGCUUGCUUCGGAAACAGCUUCGCCAACUAUCUCAGCAAGAUCAUUCCUCCUAUCCUUUCUGGUUUGGCUGACGACAUUGAGUCCAUUCGUGAGACCUCUCUGCGUGCUGGCCGUCUGCUCGUCAAGAACUUCGCUACGAAGGCCAUCGAUCUUUUGCUUCCCGAGUUGGAGCGUGGUCUUGCCGACGACAGCUACCGCAUUCGUCUCAGUUCCGUCGAGCUGGUUGGAGAUCUUCUCUUCAGUCUUACUGGUGUUACUGGAAAGGCUGAAGCCGACGAGGAGGAAGAGGAAGCCCAGCAGGCUGGACAGUCUUUGCUCGAGGUCCUCGGAGAAGAGCGCAGAGACAAGGUUCUUUCGGCCCUGUUCAUCUGCCGCUGCGAUACCUCGGGCAUGGUCAAGAGUGCUGCCAUGGCCGUAUGGAAGGCUCUGGUUGCCUCUCCGAAGACCCUCAAGGAUAUGCUGCCGACUCUGGCUCAGCUUAUCAUUCGCCGCCUUGGAUCCUCCAACAUGGAGCAGAAGGUCAUUGCCAGCAACGCCCUUGGCGAUCUUAUCAAGAAGGCUGGCGAGUCUGUGCUCUCCACCUUGCUGCCCUUGCUCGAGGAUGGUCUGCAAACCUCCCCCGAUGUGGACGUCAAGCAGGGUAUCUGUAUCGCCUUGCGUGAGCUUAUCACCUCUGCCACUCCAGAGGGUCUUGAGGACUACGAGAAGGUUCUUAUCUCUACUGUCCGUGUCGCUCUGGUCGAUCACGAUGAGGAUGUGCGGGAGGCUGCUGCCGAAGCCUUCGACGCCCUCCAACAGAUCCUGGGCAAGAAGGCUGUCGACCAGGUUCUGCCUUACCUCCUCCACCUGCUCCGCAACGACGAAGAUGCCGAGCAAGCACUGUCUGCCCUCUUGACCCUUCUGACAGAGCAGACCCGUGCCAACAUCAUCCUCCCCAACCUCAUUCCUACUCUCCUCACGCCGCCCAUCUCCGCUUUCAACGCCAGAGCCCUGGCAUCCCUGGCCGAGGUUGCUGGUUCCGCCAUGACGAGGAGAUUGCCAAGUAUCCUCAACUCUCUUAUGGACGGUAUCAUCCAGACCACCGACGAUGAGCUUCGAUCGGAGCUCGAGAAUGCUUUCGAUACUGUGUUGGUCUCUGUGGAUGAGUUCGACGGUCUUAAUGUGGCCAUGAACGUAAUGAUCACCCUCAUGAAGCAUGAUGACCACCGCCGCCGUGCCAAGGCUGCUCUUCACCUCACCAAGUUCUUCUCGGAAGCCGAUCUCGACUUCUCGCGUUACUACCAGGAUCUUAUCCGCAUCCUGCUCAUUUCUUUCGACGACCGAGACAAGGAUGUUGUCAAGGCUGCGUGGACCGCUCUCAGCGGUCUCACCUCCAGCAUGCGCAAGGAAGAGAUGGAGGUACUGGUCAUCCCCACUCGCCAGAUGCUCAAGCAGGUUGGUGUCCCUGGUGCGGACUUGGCUGGCUUCAGUCUGCCAAAGGGUAUUAUGGCUAUCUUGCCCAUCUUUUUGCAAGGUCUUCUCAACGGAAGUGUCGAUCAGCGUACUCAAUCUGCUCUCGCCAUGUCUGAUAUCAUUGAUCGCACGGGCUCGAACUCUCUCAAGCCUUUCGUCACCCAGAUCACUGGUCCUCUCAUUCGUGUCGUAUCUGAGCGUUCGGUUGACAUCAAGUGUGCCAUUUUCUACACUCUCAACAAGCUCCUGGAGAAGAUCCCGUUGGCUGUCAAGCCCUUCUUGCCUCAGCUCCAGCGUACCUUUGCUCGUGGUCUGGCGGACACUUCUAGCGAAACUCUGCGCAACCGUGCCGCGAAGGGUCUUGGUAUCCUGAUCACACUGACUCCCAGGGUUGAUCCGCUUAUUGCCGAGCUUAUUGCCGGUUCGAAGACCUCUGAUCUCGGCGUGAAGAAUGCUAUGAUGAAGGCCCUUCAAGAGGUGGUUGGCAAGGCCGGUGACUCUGUUGCCAUUACCAACGCACGACUGCUCGGCCUACUCGUCAAGGUCCUUCCGGCCGCAGCUGCAGUCCCUGUCAUUAAGAACCGCGUUCUCAGUGGCCAAUUCUCGCACGCUUCUGUUCUUGGUCUGAACGCUCUUUUGGCCGAGUCGCCCGAUACCAUGAUUGAGCACUUCGCCGAAGAGACACCCUCGAUCAUCUGCCAGGGAAUUGCACACAAGGAUCCUUUCAUUUCCGACAACAGCGUUCUCGCUGCUGGUAAAUUUCUUCUCACGGAAGAUGGAAACCACAGCUUCGAGACACACAAGACUAUCUUCGAAGCUCUGGCACCCGUUAUCCCACCUGGCAGCCCAUCCGAUACCCGUCGUUUGACGCUGGUUGUCAUCCGGACUGUGAGCCGCCUCCACCCCGAGCUGACCCGCCCUCACCUGGCCCUCCUCGCGCCCCCAAUCUUCGCCAGCGUGCGCGACCUGGUCAUUCCCGUGAAGCUUGCCGCGGAAGCGGCAUUCCUAUCUAUCUUCUCCGUGGUGGAGUCCGAUAGCGAGAUCUUCGACAAGUACAUGGCGGGUCCUGGUGCUUCGCUGCCACCUGGACCGAAGCGCAGCAUGGCCGAGUACUUCAAGCGCAUUGGUAUGCGUCUUGCCAGUCAAGCGCGUGAGCGCCGCACCGCUGAAGGUGGAGAGGGUGGACUAGGACUGUCGAAUGAUGAAGUGGAUGAUGAGAAGGAAUUGUGGAGUAUUGGCAAGGUGGACCUGGGGGAGGAUGGAUUUGGAGAUGAGUGA